Molecule: messenger RNA, 312 nt
Organism: Strongylus vulgaris
Lineage: Eukaryota; Metazoa; Nematoda; Chromadorea; Rhabditida; Strongylidae
Source: the annotation of a GenBank genome assembly
AUGGUUCGCCUUCCAUUUCCUCUAUCUGACCUCAUGAAGACUAUAGAUCUCUUCAAGGACCUCGUCGACGACGAUCAGUGGCGCACACAACUGCGAUUCAGCAGGGUUAGCGGAGACGUGCGUUUAAAUCGUGAGGUGAGCCCGGACAUAGAGGGUGAAAACGGCAUCAUAGAAGAUGAUCAGCAAAUUCUGAUUCGGUCACUCCAACGUACCACAAUGGCUACACCGAUAGUAUUCAACGAAGUAGCCAGCGAGGAGUACAGAUGGAAGCUAAGUCGAAAAUCCAGUAGAAUGCUAGCUUCAAUGGCAUAA